AUUGUUUCCCUAAUGGUUAUAUCGUUGGAAUUUAGGCAUGCUGCUUUGGAUCUUGUUAGAUUUAUUCACUUUUCAAAAUGUAUGCAUACUUGGACUUACUGUCACAACAAUGGCUUGCGGGGCGCUAUUUUUACUGUCGUCGAUUGUGCCAUGGCCCAAACGAAAACGAGGCGACUUUAUUGCUCCAACAAAGACUUACGCUGGUAAAGAUGAGGGAGUAAGUUUAAACAAUUUACUGCGUGAAGAUCCGAAGGAAAGGCCUCUCUAUACUGAAUCUUCUUUGUAUCUCAGCGUUGUAAUUCCAUCAAUGAAUGAAGAGGAACGUCUGCCAAAGAUGUUGGAUGAGUGCUUGGAUUAUUUGCUAAAAAGAAAGAAAGAUGAGGAAGAAUUCAGCUUUGAAGUUUUAGUUGUUGACGAUGGCAGCACAGACCGCACCGCAGAUGUAGGGCUCGACUAUGGACGUCGAUACAGCGACCUCGUGAAGGUCAUAAAAUUAGAGAGGAAUCUUGGAAAGGGUGGAGCUGUACGAAGUGGCGUCAUGCAUAGUAGUGGAAAACUUAUCUUGUUUGCUGAUGCCGACGGAGCAACGAAAUUCUCUGACAUAGAACGACUGGAGAAAGGAUUGCUGCGAAUGAGCUGUGGCCCUCCCUUAGAUGAAAGCUUUCCCGCUGUUGUUGUCGGAUCAAGAGCACACCUUGAGGCAGAAGCUGUCGCCACACGCUCCUUUGCACGGACUAUCCUUAUGCAUGGAUUUCAUCUUCUCGUUUGGUUGUUUUCCUCGCGAACCGUGCGCGAUACGCAGUGUGGAUUCAAACUGUUCACGAGGGCUUCAGCUGCUAGGGUGUUCCCGGUAUUACACGUAGAGCGCUGGGCCUUUGACGUAGAGUUGAUUUACUUGUGUGAGUUAUGGAGAAUACCCGUUCUGGAGAUCUCUGUUACGUGGCACGAAGUAGAGGGCUCGAAAAUAGUUCCAGUCUGGUCUUGGCUCCAGAUGGGAAGAGAUUUGAUUCUUAUUUGGUUCCGGUAUAAGACGGGAAUGUGGACUGACAAAGUCCAAGAGUAGUAGACUAGUCUAUUUAUUGCACAGCUGUGAUAUGGCUAGUACUGGUUUUGCAUAUCUUUGCUUGCUCUCUUCUUUGUUUUCUCAGUUUUACUGUGGCUCUGUGACCUUAACUUAUGACCGGGAGAUAUUCAAAAGCUUUUGUUCAUUGUUGUUAUGACCACAUCUUUGCUUCCAGAUUGAUAUAGGUUUUGUUAACGUUCCAAAUUUUGGUUGCAUUUUAACAUUUCCAUUUGAUGCGUUGUUUUUAUCCGAUGCUGACUUGUUGGCUUUACGUUCUGAUCAUUUUUUCAGGUUUAUAUGUAUUGUAACGGUACCUGUCAUUAUCAGUUAAAGC
Molecule: messenger RNA, 1397 nt
Organism: Cylicocyclus nassatus
Lineage: Eukaryota; Metazoa; Nematoda; Chromadorea; Rhabditida; Strongylidae
Source: the annotation of a GenBank genome assembly